AUGGCCUACCCUCAAGGCAAUGGGCAAGCAGAAGUUGCCAAUCGGGAGAUCCUCAGAGUCUUACACGCUCGGCACAACCACAUGGGAGGCAGUUGGGUUGACGAGCUCCGUAGUGCGCUGUGGGCUCUCCACAUGACUCUGAAGGAGGCGACCGGCAUAACUCCGUUCCAGUUGGUGUACGGCGGUGAAGCAGUUUUCCCCAUGGAGGUCGCAGUAGAAUCCGAUUGGGUGCAACGCUAUGACUAUGGGAACGGCAAACGAAGGCUGAUGGAGCUGGACUUGGUGGAUAAAGCAAGGGAAAAAGUCGUCGUGCGGCUAACUGCAUACUGA
This is a messenger RNA of Zingiber officinale, 330 nucleotides long. RefSeq lists its product as uncharacterized. The record is from RefSeq and is a predicted model, not a curated record. Gene Ontology annotation, molecular function: nucleic acid binding. The transcript has a single exon. NCBI's taxonomy places the organism in Eukaryota, Viridiplantae, Streptophyta, Magnoliopsida, Zingiberales, Zingiberaceae. Bases 1 to 330 code for a protein of 109 amino acids.